AUGGUGCGGGAAAGGUUUCAGAACGUGAAAUUAUGGGUGGUCACGGUGCUAUUGGCCUGCGGCGCUGUUGAAAUGUCUGCAGCUGCAGAAUUCGACAUCUCUGAGAUACUGAGUGAUUUCCCCGACUUCAGUCUGCUAAACCAGCUGCUGACCAAGACCAAAGUGGCGGCCGAGAUCAACGCCCAAACAGGCAUCACUCUCUUCGCACCCUCCAAUCACGUGCUCUCGGCAUUCCAGGCCGACGUUCCAAACGCGAACGAUGAUUUCAUGGGAGACCUCCUCCGCCACCACGUAGCUAUGCAGUUCUUCGACAUGCCGGGCCUGCAAGCCUUGCAAACGAACCUGUCCGUUGCCUCGCUCCUGCAAUCAGCCCCCGGCGGGAGAGCCAAGGAUGAUGUGGUCCUCAUCGCCAACAUGCCGCCCAGCGUCCUCCUGGACAACUCGGUGGAGACGAGAGUCGUCAUUAACAUCACGCAGGUCGUCAGCGAAAUCAGCAUCAUCCAAGUCGAUCAAGUCCUCCGGCCCGCUACGUUCCCUUCGCUCACUCCUGUGAGCAGCACCACGGAACCACCGACCGAUAUUACAGCAACUCUGGACUCGUUCGGGGACUUCAGCCUCUUUUCAUCAUUCCUCAAGCAAACUGGAGUGGACACCAUAUUCGAGGGAAGGCAGUCCACUGCAGAAGGGAUCACGGUUUUUGCCCCGACUGACGACGCAUUCAACCUUCUGCCGGGCCAGUGGUUUCAGAACUUCUCGGACGACGAGCAGAGGCUGUUUAUGGAGUACCACGCUCUGGACAGGUUCUACGAUCUCGGCGAUCUAUGGGAAUUCAAGCACUUACCUGUGAACACGGUGGCGACCACUCUCGACAAACCGGGAUCGUUCCUUCUGCACAUAAACUCCACAGCUGGCGUGGUGAAUGUCGCGGCGGGCAGAUCAAAUGCCACCAUUACGGCCACGUUGUUCCAAGCGACGCCGUUCAUCAUGUUGGCCAUCGACACCGUGCUUCUGCCUUAUGAGCUCUUCGGGGACUCGAUGCCCAUCGAGAUGAAUCUCUCGGUUUCGACCCCGGGUCCAGCUCCUUCGUCUCUUGUAAUUCCUCCUCCGCCUCCUCCUCCUCCUAAGUCCAUUGCUCGAGGCCCCCAUAGCAGCCAAUCCACAGAACCUCCUCCUCCUGCAAUUCCAGGAGGAGCACCGGAAGACAUCCGGGCUUUGGCUGCCAGUCUCACGUUCACUCUGACAACGCUGGUGGCCUCGUUUCUCCUCAGCUCGAGUCUCUGCCUGUAA
Molecule: messenger RNA, 1287 nt
Organism: Marchantia polymorpha subsp. ruderalis
Lineage: Eukaryota; Viridiplantae; Streptophyta; Marchantiopsida; Marchantiales; Marchantiaceae
Source: the annotation of a GenBank genome assembly